UUAAACGACAUCGCUCGUGAUCUGCUUCCACUUUUUUAAUUCUGUUUCAGGGAAAAGUAUCGUCCUGAUCCAAUUAUCCCAACGAAAUUCCCUAAUCAUGGAGAUGGAAACCGACCCGCUUCCUAACGGCAAUUCCUCACCGUCAUCGACAACCGCCUCCGCCGCUUCCUCUGCGGCGUCGAUCACCACUUCCGGCUCGGUUUCAGCCGCAGUUCCGUCAUCCAAGCUGACUCACCUGGCGGAGUCCUUAAAAUUGGAGCACCAGUUCCUCCGCGUCCCCUUCGAGCACUACAAGAAGACGAUCCGCGCUAACCACCGCGCUGUCGAGAAAGAGGUAUCCGCUGUCAUCUCCGGUGUCGCCGAAGCCGCCGACUCCGCGGAACUAUGUCGUGAUGAUGCCGUUAAGCAACUUAAUUCGCUGGUCUCGAGACUGCAAGGACUCAAGAGGAAGUUGGAAGAAGGGAGUAAAACAGAGAACUUGCAAGCUCAGAGAUGCCGAGCUAGACUGGACCAUUUGGAGGCUGCAGAUGCAGAAAAUCUAUCAGAAUGGAGUAAUACUCGAUUGAAGAGAAUACUUGUGGAUUACAUGUUAAGGAUGUCUUACUAUGACACUGCGAUCAAGCUUGCUGAAAGCAGCAAUAUUCAGGAUCUUGUGGAUAUUGAUGUAUUUUUUGAAGCAAGAAGGGUUAUUGAAGCUCUUCAAAACAAAGAUGUCGUCCCUGCUUUAGCUUGGUGCGCGGAUAAUAAAUCUAGGCUGAAGAAGUCAAAGAGUAAAUUUGAGUUUCAGUUGAGACUACAAGACUUCAUAGAGCUAGUAAGAGCUGAAAAUAACAUGCGAGCUAUUACAUAUGCCCGCAAGUAUCUGGCUCCUUGGGGAGCUACCCACAUGAAAGAAUUGCAAAGGGUGAUGGCCACACUUGCUUUCAGGAGUAAUACCGAGUGUGCGACAUACAAGGUCUUAUUUGAAGCCAAGCAAUGGGAUUUCCUCGUUGAUCAAUUUAAGCAGGAGUUCUGCAAGUUAUAUGGCAUGACACUAGAGCCCUUGCUAAAUAUAUAUUUGCAAGCCGGCUUGUCAGCUCUGAAAACUCCAUUCUGCUAUGAAGAUGAUUGUUCUAAAGAGGACCCGCUAUCGCAAGACCACUUCCGCAAGUUAGCUUCACCACUUCCAUUCUCGAAGCAGCAUCAUUCAAAACUUGUUUGCUAUAUUACAAAAGAACUGAUGGACACCGAGAACCCUCCACUAGUCUUACCAAAUGGCUAUGUCUACAGCACUAAGGUCUGUCUAAUUGCCAGAGUUUAUUGUUCUCACGAGUAGUAAAUUUCAUUGCUAUACAAAAGUUCUAUUUGUGCUUGGCAGGCUCUAGAAGACAUGGCAAGGAAGAAUAAUGGCAGAAUCACAUGCCCGAGGACAGGUUUUGUCUGCAAUUACACAGAAGUGAUCAAAGCAUAUAUUUCAUAAUUUAUUGUUCAAGAUGAGUGGCUCUGAAGAAGAAUGUUAUUGGAUUUUACAUUAAUUAAUCUUUAGAAGCUUGUAGCUUCUCUGCUGAUUCAGAAGCUAUUGCGGUGUGAAGGGAAAGUCUUGUUUUGUGUGUAAAGGACUUCACUUAAUUGCUGUAUUGGCUGAAUCCGCAAAUGUACAUAUGUAAUGCAUAAUCUUCAUUUGUAAUUAUUACUGGUUUUUGUUUCUUUCUUUUUGUUAAAUUUCCAGAUACUAGAAGUCUAGAAUAAUAUUAACAUUAUUCCUUAUUGUUAUCGCAUAAUUACUUUCUGUACGGACUUAUUCUUACAUAUCGUUAAGACACUUUCUGAUGCUAGGCGUCUC
Molecule: messenger RNA, 1822 nt
Organism: Oldenlandia corymbosa var. corymbosa
Lineage: Eukaryota; Viridiplantae; Streptophyta; Magnoliopsida; Gentianales; Rubiaceae
Source: the annotation of a GenBank genome assembly